ACACAUCUGUUAUCCUACCAUCAACAUGCCAGACAGAUGUUUCGAAUGCAAUCUUGCCAUAUAACGGACCAUGGCCAAAAGAAAGAGUAAAACACAUCCAGAGUCAUUUGAGCAAAAAGGAAGACAUUCAACGACGAGGCCCAUUACCUGGGCAGAAGAGAGACCUCUUGGCAUAAAAUCAACAACUGAUCAUCUGAAGGACUUCAACACACUACAAUGCACCAUUGAUUAUAAUUUAAAUGGCUUGGUGACAGUGGAAAACAUCAGUUGGCGUGCUUCAGUCUUCCCUAAAUCUGGAACGUACGUUAAAUUGUACGUAUUGACAGAAGGAAAAUAUCGCAAGAAAAAGAAAAAAACUGAAGUGGUAUAUAAGGUUUUAUAUGGAGAACGUAAAUUUAGAAAACCUCUCAAAAUACAAUGUAAAGAAAAAGAUUCAUUAUUGAUAUUAUCUGUAUGGAAAAAAGAACUGAAAAGCCAACCCAUUGCACGAGUAUGUAUACAGCUACGACACAUGCUGAAGGGCAGAUUUUACGAAGAAAGAUGUCCCCUAAAAAUCUGCACGAAAACCGACGUGAAGACGGAUAAUAAAGCUUAUUUCGAACUUAACCAAGAUGAGCCAGAGGAGAUGGAUAUAGAAGAGAAUCAAAUGACUCCAGCAACAACACAGAUUAUUGCUGCUUCUACUCCCUCAACACGCAGCAAUACAACGCCCACUGGAUUGCAAAAACGAAAAGAAUCACAGAAUAAGCGAAUGGAGGGAAGACAAUCAAUAAGCGAAUAUAACAGCAGCUCAAACCUGCGACAACAGGCAAAAUUUCAAUUGCCCUUGGUCGCCAAUCAGGAAAAGGAACUUCCAUAUGAUAGGAGCCAGGGAUAUCGACAAAACAUUGACAAAGGUGAUAAGUUCCAGUAUGUACCACGACGUUCUCCAUCACUACCAAACACAGUGACGGGGAGGACAUUGCAAAGACGUCAGCGUCUACCCAGCAAAAUACAGGGGAACAACUACAGUCCACAUCCUCCAAUGGGGCUGCCAAAGAGCCCGAUUAGGUCUACGCGGAGAAACUCACGGACAACUUAUCCAUCGAGUGGUUCAUCUGUUCCUAAUGAUGUAUUGGUUGUAAGUACUCAUUAAAAC
Pecten maximus is the source of this 1138-nucleotide messenger RNA. RefSeq lists its product as uncharacterized. The record is from RefSeq and is a predicted model, not a curated record. Lineage: Eukaryota; Metazoa; Mollusca; Bivalvia; Pectinida; Pectinidae. The transcript has 12 exons. Bases 71 to 1135 code for a protein of 354 amino acids.